AUGUCUACGCUACCUCAGGACUUGGAGAAAAAAGGCAGCGCUGGGUUUGUGUACCGCGAUGAGUCGUUAGGCGACGCCCAGAUUUCAGUAACCACUAUUGACAAAGAAGCCAUUGGUGAGGAUGGGAAACAAGAGGGCACACGGUUGAAAAAAGAAUUAGACGCCCGCCAUGUCUCGAUGAUUGCCAUUGGUGGCUCUUUAGGUACCGGUCUGUUGAUCGGUACAGGUGGGUCACUAGCAGCCGCCGGACCCGUGUCUAUUUUAAUUUCAUAUUCGUUCGUCGGUCUUCUCGUAUACACCGUGAUGAGCUGUCUUGGAGAAAUGGCAGCCUUCAUUCCAUUGGAUGGGUUCACCUCGUAUGCCUCGCGCUACGUUGACCCAGCUCUAGGUUUUGCCGUCGGUUACUCGUACCUGUUCAAAUAUUUUAUCGUGACGCCCAACCAGUUGACAGCGGGAGCCCUGGUAAUGCAGUACUGGGUGAGCAGAGACAAAGUCAACCCAGGUAUUUGGAUCACCAUCUUUCUAGUGCUCAUAAUCGUUAUCAACACCGUAGGUGUCAGAUUUUUUGGAGAAUUCGAAUUUUGGCUCUCGAGUAUUAAAGUGGUGGUUAUGCUUGCUCUCAUCAUUUUACUAUUUGUCAUUAUGUUGGGUGGUGCUCCAAAUCACGACCGUACAGGUUUCAGAUACUGGAAAAACCCUGGUGCUUUCAAGCCAUACACGGGUAUCCCUGGCGACAAGGGUAAGUUUGUGUCGUUUGCAUCGGUCUUUGCCCUAGCUCUAUUUGCUUACACCGGUACCGAAUUAUGUGGUAUUGUAGCAGCUGAAGCCAGAAACCCAAGAAGAAGUGUCCCAAGGGCUAUCAAGUUGACCUUGUAUCGUAUCGUUGUCUUCUAUGUGAUUUCCAUUUUCCUCUUGGGGAUGACAGUGGCCUACAACGAUCCACUACUAUUGAAAGCAAAGACAAUGUCUACGUCUGCAGCUGCAUCUCCUUUUGUGGUAGCAAUUGUCAAUGCCCAGAUUCCAGUAUUGCCUCACAUUUUCAAUGCUUGUGUCUUGUUAUUUGUUUUCAGUGCAUGCAAUUCGGAUUUGUACGUUGCCUCUAGAACGCUAUAUGGUUUGGCAAUCGACCGCAAGGCACCACAAAUUUUCGCCAAGACCAACAGAUGGGGUGUUCCAUACUACUCUUUGCUACUUUCCGUUUUGUUCUGUUUGCUGGCAUACAUGAACGUUUCCUCUUCGUCUGGUCAAGUUUUCAACUACUUCGUCAAUGUGGUGUCCAUUUUUGGUCUAUUGAGUUGGAUCUCGAUCUUGAUCACUUACAUUAGAUUCGAAAAAGCGGUUAGAGUUCAAUUCGGCGACAAAUCGAGCUUGUCAUACACAGCAGCCAUGCAGCCUUGGUCUGCCUAUGUGUGUCUCGGAUUUUGUAUUUUGAUCGGUUUGAUCAAAAACUAUACCGUCUUCCUAGGUCACAAAUUCGACUAUAAGACUUUCAUUUCCGGUUACAUUGGGAUUCCAGUAUUUUUAAUUUGUUACGUUGGCUACAAGGUGAUUAAACGCACGAAGUUGAUCAAACCCGAGGAAGUUGACCUUUACACUUUCAAGGCUGCGAUUGAUGCCGAAGAAGAAGAGGGUAAAAUUGUGGACGAAGAGCGUAAACAAAGAUUGAAGAACGGGAGGUACACUCUCGAAUGGUUUUAUGAUAGGUGUUUGGGAUGGGUCUUUUGA
Lachancea nothofagi CBS 11611 is the source of this 1725-nucleotide messenger RNA. The record is from the annotation of a GenBank genome assembly. Lineage: Eukaryota; Fungi; Ascomycota; Saccharomycetes; Saccharomycetales; Saccharomycetaceae.